CCGCCGGCUGGGUGCCGCUCGCGGGCUGCGCUGCAGGUGGUGGCGGGAGAAGCAGGAAGCGGGCCGGGCCGGGGAGCAGGAUGGCGGCCGGGGACUCGGAGAACAUCCGCUACUGUGCGCGCUUCUCCUACCUCUGCCUCAAGUUCACCCUCAUCACCUACGCCACGCUCUUCUGGUUGAUAGGAGCACUUGUUCUUGCUAUUGGAAUUUAUGCAGAAGUUGAAAGACAGAAGUAUAAAACCCUUGAAAGUGCCUUUCUAGCCCCAGCAAUUAUUUUAAUACUCUUGGGCAUUGUAAUGUUUCUUGUAUCAUUUGUGGGUGUACUGGCUUCUUUAAGAGACAAUAUAUGCCUUCUUCAAGCAUUUAUGUACAUCCUUGGUAUUUGUCUCCUCAUUGAACUGGUCGGUGGAGUUGUGGCACUGAUCUUCAGAAAUAAGACAAUUGACUUUUUAAAUGAUAAUAUCCGAAGAGGAAUUAAGAAUUAUUAUGAUGAUCUGGACUUCAAAAACAUAAUGGAUUUUGUUCAAAAGCAGUUUAAGUGUUGUGGUGGGGAAGAUUUUAAAGACUGGUCACAGAAUAUGUACCAUGAGUGUUCUGCACCAGGGCCGUUAGCCUGUGGAGUGCCUUAUACUUGUUGUAUUACAAAUAAGACAGACAUUAUGAACACUAUGUGUGGAUAUAAAACGAUUGACAGAGAGCAUCUGAGUGUUCGAGACAUUAUAUAUGUCCGAGGAUGCACAAAUGCAGUACUCCUUUGGUUCUUAGACAACUACAGCAUCAUGGCUGGCGUCAUGCUUGGCAUAUUGUUACCCCAGUUCCUUGGAGUGUUGUUAUCUUUACUUUACAUAACUCGCGUAGAGGAUAUCAUUGCUGAAUACAAACUUAGUGAGAAUCUUUUAGAUGAAACACAGCCGAAAUCAGAAACUGAAUUUGCAAGCACAGGUUGCUGUAUGUGUUAUCCUGAGUAAUGUAGCUGCCAUGCAAGACCUCAAGUGCUGUUUAAAAAAACCAAAUCUUGUGUUAUGGCUUGUAUGUAUUUCUGCAGAUCUUAAAGAUCUUGAGUCUAAUUAAUCUGUAAAUCUUCUUGAUUUUUUAAAAAAACAUGUACUUCAAAUCAGAAACUUAACUCUCUCCACCAUGCGCUCUUAACUGCUUUUCCUAUGUAUUUCAGCUUGAGUAUGCUUUGAAUUUUUAAAGGCUCUCUCAGGCUGUGCAUUCUGGGGCAUUUCAUACCCUGGAGAGUGCUAAAUCUCAUGAGAAUUAAAACGUGGGCCAGGUAAUCCAUUGUAUUUUAAAGGAAUGUGGGUUCUGCAAAGGCAGAAGCAUUGCCACCAUAUUAUAGCUUAGUUCAAACAUUUAUUUUGGUGCUUUCCCCAACUCUGCUGCCCCAGGUGGCUGUUUGCCUCUAACACAGGCCCUGUAUCUCCCAUCCUGUCCUCAUUUAUAUCUCUAAGGCAGCAAAUGGCCUCCAAGGCUGACACAGGCCAGCUGUGGAUUCAUAGAUUCUAGGACUGGAAGGGACCUCGAGAGGUCAUCAAGUCCAGUCCCCUGCCCUCAUGGCAGGACCAAAUACUAUCUAGACCAUCCCUGAUAGACAUU
Mauremys mutica (yellowpond turtle) is the source of this 1599-nucleotide messenger RNA. It is a transcript of the gene TSPAN15, whose product is annotated as tetraspanin 15. Bases 81 to 968 code for a protein of 295 amino acids. The record is from RefSeq and is a predicted model, not a curated record. Gene Ontology annotation, cellular component: membrane. Lineage: Eukaryota; Metazoa; Chordata; Testudines; Geoemydidae. The transcript is spliced from 8 exons.